Messenger RNA from Helianthus annuus (common sunflower), 945 nucleotides. RefSeq lists its product as uncharacterized. The transcript has a single exon. NCBI's taxonomy places the organism in Eukaryota, Viridiplantae, Streptophyta, Magnoliopsida, Asterales, Asteraceae. The record is from RefSeq and is a predicted model, not a curated record. The coding region runs from base 1 to 945 and encodes 314 amino acids.
AUGGAAGCACCUCCAGGUUUUUCAGGGGAUGUUAAAGAUGGGGUGGUUUGUCGGUUGAAAAAGUCUUUAUACGGGCUAAAACAGUCACCUCGGGCCUGGUUUGGAAAGUUCACCUUGGCCAUGAAAGAAUACGGGUAUUACCAAAGUAACGUUGAUCAUACCUUGUUCCUCAAAAGAAGAAACGGCCUCGUAACUUGCCUGGUCAUAUAUGUAGACGACAUGAUUAUCACCGAAAAUGAUGUGGAAGAGAUAGCACGGCUGGAAAAGAAUUUGUUUUCAAAUUUUGAAAUGAAAUACCUUGGGAAUCUCAAGUAUUUCCUCGGAAUAGAAGUUCUCAGGUCUAAACGGGGGAUUUUCAUCUGCCAAAAGAAGUAUGUCCUUGAUCUCCUGGCGGAAACUGGUUUAAUUGAUUGUAAACCAGUAGAUAUGCCAAUGGUGGUGAACCACAAUCUUUACAUGGAACUUAAUGGCGAGCUUGCAGACAAAGAGAGGUAUCAACGGCUCGUGGGCAAAUUAAUUUAUCUCUCCCACACUCGCCCUGAUAUAGCUUAUGCUGUUGGAGUGGUAAGUCAGUUUAUGCACCAACCGCAAGUUGCUCACAUGGAAGCUGCUCAAAGAAUUCUAAGGUAUCUAAAGGGAACCGCAGGCCAUGGAGUGUUGUUCAAAGCAAAUGGAAAUUUAAAUGUUGAGCUCUACACUGACAUCGACUGGGCAGGAGAUAAGGGAAAUCGAAGGUCAACAUCAGGGUACUUCUCCUUGGUUGGUGGAAACCUUGUUACCUGGAGGAGUAAGAAACAGAAGGUGGUCGCUCUGUCGAGUGCAGAAGCAGAGUUCAGAGGCAUAGCUCGAGGGUUAAGCGAAGUUCUUUGGAUCAGGAAACUUCUAGAAGACAUUGGUUUCUCCCAAAGGGCAACACCCAGUAAAAUUUGUUUUCUAAAAACCUAA